Messenger RNA from Neospora caninum, 3387 nucleotides. RefSeq lists its product as hypothetical. Bases 1 to 3387 code for a protein of 1128 amino acids. The record is from RefSeq and is a predicted model, not a curated record. The transcript has a single exon. NCBI's taxonomy places the organism in Eukaryota, Apicomplexa, Conoidasida, Eucoccidiorida, Sarcocystidae.
AUGCGGAGUGUCAGCGAGGACCGGACUACUCGGUCCUGCCCGCGCGUUUCCCACUUCGUUCUGUUCUCUGCGCCGCCUCUCUCGCAACUCUCCAGUCUCGGCGCGUCUCUGUCUUCUGACUUUUUCGCGUCGGGAAAAACCACAAAGACGUCCACAAAACCCGACUCUCUCCUCCCUUACACCCUAAAAGAGCUCCGCUGCCUUUGUGCCUCAACACGAGAGGGGCCAGGGCGGGGAGAACAACCCCGCGCUGGCGAGCCGGGCGAAAUCAAAGGGGAGGAAGCCGCGUUCCGCGGUCCUUCCGCGGAGACACCGGGGUUUUCGGAGGCCCGGACCUUUGCAACGGACACGUGCGGUUUCUCCCCGCGCGACGCAUGCGCGUUCCGCGACACACAGCGGGUUUCGAGGAAGAGACAUGCGCUGACUCGAUUCUCGGCGGAACAGCCGAAUCAGCCAGAGCAGGCAACAGAGGAGACGCAACGCCGAUUGCGCCGCAGAGUCCCGCCCGAGACCGUCUCGCCUCCUUGGUGGCUCGGAGAAAAGCGGCUCGGCCGCAGCGACGGAGGCGCCAUGGACGCCGCGCGCGCGGCUCCUCGCGACCGCGGGAGAGAAAGGAACCGGAGGACUCGCCGCGUCUCCGCCGCUCCCCUCGCUCGGCCGUCGACUGCGCCCUACACUGAGUCAGGGCCGACUCGCCAGGGAGAAGAGACUCUCCCAGGCACAGGCUACGAGAGCGCCGUCGGGGAACCCGGAGGCGGAGAAGCGCGCCGCGUGGACGGAGAGAGACGACCCACCGAGCGGACGCGGGAAACAGCCUUCGCUGGAGAGGAGAGUGAAGCGGAGCGCGCAGAUCCGCGCGCUUCGUCGACGCAGUCGGAGACACCCGAAGCGACGGAAGAGGACCGAGAGAAGGGUGGGCGGACGGCGACGGGGGACUGGCCAUCCUCGCGAGACGCGCAGGCGACCUGGCGUCUGCAGCCCUGUCGCCUCGCGUCUUCCUCUCCUGUGCUCGCAUGCACGUCCUCGCCAUCUGCCGAGCCGGCUUCCUCGCCGUCUUUCGCGUCGCCGGCCGUUUCCUCCUGGCUCUUCAAUGGAAAUGCGACGAGGUGGGACGAGCAGCGGGCGUUCCGCCACACUCGAAAUCUCUCAGGUAAUCCGGUCGUUUUCGCCUCGCCCUCCGACUCUGACGACGAGAGAGGUUCACGGCCCUCGCAGGCUCUUUCCCUCUCCUCUCUUUCGCCUUCUGAACGAACCGCUGGUGCGUCCAAAUCCGAUGGGGCCCGACUCGCUCGAGCAGUCUCCAGGCCGACAGCAGGACCGCAGCCGUUUGAGGAGUUCAUUCAGGCGUGUUGCUUGCCGUGCUGUUUUCCUCCGCGAAAUCCACCGCCCGCUGCUCCUCAGGCUGCCUCGCUGUCCUGUUGCGUCUGUUCGUCUCUGGUGCCUUCCCCUCCUUCCGCGUCUUCGCGCUUUCCUGUCUCCUCUCCUGUGGCGAGUGCGGGGACGCGUGCCUCGCCCACUUCUUCUCUGGCGCCCAGGGGGAGGAAACGUGAACCGGCUGGCGCCCAGAUCGAAGGCAAAGACAGACGGACGCGAGAGGAGGAGCGAGCGAGCGAAGCUUGUGCAGAGACCCAGGCACAGCCCGUCGGGCUGACGCUUCUGCUCCGCCUCAUUCAGUUCCUUACCGUCAAGGACUUCCUCAAUCUCUCUUCCGUCUCGGUCUCGCUUCGGCGGCUUCUUCUGUCUCGCACGGUCAGCGAAAGAUGCUACUUCCUCUUCCUUCUCCAAGAUUGUCUGCCUUCAGGCUUCCAUUCUCUCCACACUUGCUCGACCUCCCGCUCCUCGUCCACCCCACACGCUCUUUCGGCUUCCUCGUCCGCCCCACAGGCUCUCUCGGCUUCCUCGUCCGCCCCACAGGCUCUCUCGGCUUCCUCGUCCUUGCCUGCUUCUCCGUCUUCGUCUGUGUCUCCAGGACUGCCGCCUCUUUCUCCUCCGUUCCUUGCUCUUGCUCGCGCUUCGACCGCACCUCUCGUUUUCUCCUACAAGGGAAUUCUGCAACAGCGGAUGCGUGCGCAGCGAGCGUGGCUGCUUCCUCGGCCGUUCCUCCACGAAUUUUUUCUCUCGCACCCCGGGCCUUCUCUGCAGGACGCGGACGCGGCCGCAGACGCAGGAAUCGAAAUCCAGAGAUCCGUGUCCGACGAACCCAGCACCCCAGGCAGAGGGAAGACCUGCCGCUCGUCGGCACGUGCUUGGUCGGCCUCAGGUCGUCCGCUCUCCCCCUCAGUUGCCGAGACGCAGUUGACGGCGGUUGCCUUCUCCUGCAGCACUCCGCAGUCGCCGUGUGUUCCACUCGUCGCCGCGACCGACUCCACCAACAGCUGUCUCCUUUCCAAGUUGGGAGGCAGUCUCCAGAUCCCUUCUUCGCGUUCUUCUUUCUUCCACCUGCUGCCUGCUCUCCACUCGUCAGACGCGCCUCCCUCCUCGGGGCGACCCAGCGACGGGGGGUAUUCCCUCGCCGCUUCCUGGUGGACUUCUUCGCUCGAGUUUCUCCCGAGCAGUCCUUACCUCGUGGCGGCUCAGCAGCACUCGGGUGUUUGCGCGUCGCUCUCGGACUCUCUCUCUGCUGUCCACCCCUGUGUGUCGGUAUACGACCUCUCCAGUCCUCUGCAGCACUUGGCCUCGUGCACAGGCGAAGAAGGUGCGCGGCACGCCCAGGAAAGAGCCGCCCGGGAAGAGGAAGGGUACCGAACGCUUCCGGCUCGGAAGACAGUUCGGCUCCAGGCGGCCGACCGCAGAAACGCGAAGGCAUGCGCCUGCACCAGCUGUUGGGUCGUCGACACCGGCCUCGGAGAUGCAUGCGGCGAAGCGACGCCUCCGGCGACUGGAGACAGCGACGCCUCGGAAGAGACAGGAAGGGAUGGUGAAAAAGAAGGCGAGCAGCGUGCGAGAGACCACGCAGUCCGCUCUUCGUGCAGCCACCGCAUGUGGGCUCUCAUGUCUUGCGGGAUGGCGAUCGCUCUCGAUCUCCACCGGUGCGAGGUCGUCUCCCGCCUGUCGCCUGGGUCGCCUUCCAGUGUCUCCGACUCCGGGGCGAAGGCGCGCGGGUGCCGAGUGCUUCCGCUGUCUGCUGCCAGCGGCGUGUUCACCGCACGCGGCGAAGAAGUGGCGGUCGUCGUCGAGUCCAGAGGCGUCUUUUUCUGCGAUUCCCGACUUCCCAACUCCCUACCCUUUGUUCUCUUCUCGCGCGCGCAUGCAGGACGAGAGGGCGGCGCAGCGGCGCAAACUCUGCGAGAAGACAGGCCGAUAGCGGCCGCUUGCACAGGUCAGGCGAGGCAGAACUCGCUGUCUGAUGACACUGCCGUGUCGAGGUCCGGGGAAAGACUGAGUUAG